Hordeum vulgare subsp. vulgare (domesticated barley) is the source of this 1624-nucleotide messenger RNA. Its product is annotated as 3-ketoacyl-CoA synthase 5-like. Gene Ontology annotation, molecular function: acyltransferase activity, transferring groups other than amino-acyl groups. Gene Ontology annotation, biological process: fatty acid biosynthetic process. Bases 15 to 1520 code for a protein of 501 amino acids. NCBI's taxonomy places the organism in Eukaryota, Viridiplantae, Streptophyta, Magnoliopsida, Poales, Poaceae. Gene Ontology annotation, cellular component: membrane. The transcript has a single exon. The record is from RefSeq and is a predicted model, not a curated record.
UGCGCUUUGGCAGCAUGAGUUCAUCACGAAUUUUGAAGAACCUCAGAGUUCUCUACAAGCUUGUAGUGGACAACUUCCUAGCCAUGACGAUCAUACCAAUAGCGGUGGCCAGUAUUGUUGUGGUAGCAAGGCUCCAGCCCGAUGAGAUCGUGGGUCGUCUCAGAGCCCUUACAGGUUCAUACCUCUUCUUGUCAUGCUUCCUUCCAGCCUCCGCAGUUACCAUGUAUCUAAUAUCACAACCACGAAAGGUGUACCUUGUCGACUACGCCUGCUUCCAUGGCACUCAUCUUCACCGCGCCCCGUUCGCCGCAUUCCUGGAGUGUGCACGACAAUCAACAACGCUCAACGAGCGGAGUAUUCGUUUCAUAUCGCGGCUUCUCGAGAGCUCAGGCCUCGGGGAGGAGACCUGCUUGCCCACUUCGGUCCACUAUAACCCAUGGAACAAGUACUUAACGUUAGAGGCCGCCCGCGAAGAGGCUGAGCUCGUCGUCUUCUCAGCCAUUGACGAAUUGUUUUCCAAGACAAAGGUGCGUCCUCACACUAUCGACAUAUUAGUCGUCAACUGCAGCGGCUUCAAUCCCACACCGUCCUUCGUCGAUAUGGUGAUAAACAAGUACAAGCUACGAGGCGACAUCCGGAGUGUGCACCUAUCCGGGAUGGGGUGCAGCGCCGGGCUGAUAUCAGUAGAGGCUGCGAGGAGCCUUCUACAGGCCGCGCGCCGAGGCGCACGAGCGUUGGUGGUGUCUACGGAAACCCUAUCCCCCCUCCUUUAUCAUGGGAAUGAGCGAGCUAUGCUGCUGCCGUUUUGCCUGUUCCGCAUGGGCGGAGCGGCCGUGCUACUGUCCACGUCCGCCGCCAAAGCCCGACUCCGGCUCAUGUCUGCCGUGCGUACGCUCACGGCGGCGGAUGAUAGCUCAUACAGAUGCAUUCACCGGGAGGAGGAUGACAAGGGGCACACGGGUGUCAAUCUCUCCAAGGACCUUAUUGCUGCCGCUGGCCGCACUCUCAAAGCCAACAUCACCACCCUUGCGCCCAUCGUCCUGCCAAUCUCGGAACAAGUUCUGCUUGCAGUGUCCUUUAUGGCACAGAAGUUGUCCAGCGGGCGUUUUAAAGUGUACGUGCCCAACUUCCUCACAGCAUUUGAGCAUUUCUGCAUACACGCCGGUGGGUCUGCAAUCAUCGACGAGGUUCAACGAAGCCUCAGCCUGUUGGAUGAGCAUGUUGAGCCGUCGAGGAUGACCCUGCACCGCUUCGGAAACACAUCCAGCAGCUCAACUUGGUAUGAGCUAGCGUACAUUGAGGCCAAGGGCCGUAUGCGUCGCGGUGAUCGUGUAUGGAUGAUCGGCUUUGGAUCAGGGUUCAAAUGCAACAGCGUGGUGUGGAAGUGCAUCGUUCCGGCCCCCAACACCAAUGGGCCAUGGGCAGGGUGCAUCCACCGGUAUCCAGUGCAGAUCAAGUCUCCAAAAACAAGCACCAAGAAUAUACGGAUGGCAGGUCACAAGACUCACAACAAUAAGUAGCGAGAAACAAUUGAAACGAGCUAACAGAAGGAUCCUUUUUUUUUAACCUUUUUCGGGUUAUAAAAUGAAUACGAAGCCUCACUACUGUUAUAUUGAUGCUUCAU